UGAGGUGAUAUCCUAGUGCCUGCAGCUGAGGAGCAGGUGAGUCAGGUUCCUGGGUGCCCAGUUACACAAGCCAGAUACAGCCAGCCCCACCUAAUUUUUGUUUCUUUGCACUCUCUUGCUCAGUGAAACAUUGCCACACAAACUCACUUGUUUUCUUUAAUACAUGGAAGACUACUUCCAGCCCGAAUAACUGUGGUAUUUCAGUUCCUGUUCAAACACCCGCUAGACUGGAAGAUUCUUCCUAAUAUAACUGAGCCAAAGAAAGCUACAAUGUUUAGUUUAGGUGAAAUUCUUUUGAUUUCAACCUUGUGUAUUUCACUGUCAAAUGGAAGUCUUGCAAAAGAAAAUCCAGAAAUAAAUAAAACAGAAAGCAUUCCAGAAGAUAUGAAAACAAUGAAAAAUCAUUCCAUUUCCUGGCAAAAUGAUGUUAUUUUAAGUUCAAAUGAAUAUACAAACACAUACAAUCUCAAGGCAAGUAAUUCAUCUCUUCUGAAUGAAUCAAACAUCCACGAAGUUACAGAUUCCUCUAGUAAGUUGGUUACAAGCAACUUUACUGAUAGUCCAAGGCCUACACCUGUGUUUUCCACAAGCUCUCCCUUGAUUCAUGGUUUUGUCUCUAGAUUGCCUUGGAACUCUUCUUUAGCAGAUAAAACUCUUUUGACUGUCUCAACACAUCCCACUGCUACAAGUGUUGCAUCAUCAGAAAAUUUCUCUUGGUCUUUGGACAACAAUACUGUGAAAACUCCUGAUAACAGUUCCGCUACAGUGAACAUCCUCCCUCCAGCACCAACCACAAACUCUGUGACUUCCUUGACCAGGGAAUCAACCGAAUUGCCUAACACAGACAAUGAAAGUUAUGCUGGGUUUACCCCCUAUCCAGAAGAAACUACUCUACAGCCCACAAUAAAAUUUACCAAUAAUUCAAAACAUUUUCCAAAUACUUCAGACUCACAAAAAGAAAAUAGAAAUACAGGAGUAGUAUUUGGAACAAUUUUAGGUGCUAUCCUGGGUGUAUCACUGCUCAGUCUUGUUGGCUAUUUGCUAUGUGGAAAAAGGAAAACAGAUUUGUUUUCCCAUCGACGACUUUAUGAUGACAGAAAUGAACCAGUUUUGCGAUUAGACAAUGCACCUGAACCUUAUGAUGUGAGUUUUGGGAAUUCUAGUUACUACAAUCCAACUGUGAAUGACUCCUCUGUGCCACAAAUCCGAGAACAUGCCCGGGAUGGCAUUCCUAUGGAAGACAUACCUGCACUUCGUACCUCAAUACCCAAUUAAAAUGAAGUUUGCUACAAACAGCAAGUGGCAACUAUUUCCUGACAUUUUAAUAAAUUCAUCUUCCAAAAGAAUUUGUAAGAACAUUGUCCUGUAGAUUGUACAUCAAGAAUUU
This is a messenger RNA of Ochotona princeps (American pika), 1387 nucleotides long. RefSeq names its product mucin 15, cell surface associated (gene MUC15). The transcript is spliced from 4 exons. The record is from RefSeq and is a predicted model, not a curated record. Lineage: Eukaryota; Metazoa; Chordata; Mammalia; Lagomorpha; Ochotonidae. Bases 271 to 1275 code for a protein of 334 amino acids.